CCUUCGCUGCUGCGUGAGCGGCUGUCCCCGGAAACUCGGACCUGGCCAUCUCUUCCCUUGGAAGAUCUCCCAGCCAUCUAGUUUCCCCUCUCGGCGUCCGGGUUCCGGCAGCGCGGAGCUCAUCCGCCUCGGAGACCGCGACUGUGGUUUUCGGCUUUUCCGUUGAAGAUCAGCGGUCUGUAGAGAUCUGCUCCUGGGCACGCCUGUGUGGAAGGAGAGAUUGGAAACUGAGUAAUAGGAAUGGGGAAAGACAGGCAUCUCGCUCUUUUCGCUCCGUAGGAAAACCGUUUCCGUGUCUCCAUCUCCAUCCUUCAGCAUUCCCCUCGUGCUGUCCUCCCUCUCCAGCCCGUCUGUCCAUCUCUCCAUCUGUCCGUUCAAGUCCGUGUCCAUAACAAGCCGCAUCCCUAGCAGUGGCGGUUUUGCUAGAGCCGGGAAGAAACUUAAGGAUGCUUCCAUUUCCACUGUGGAACGAAUUCUGAUCGCCCGGAGAGCAGGGCGGCGCGCAACCAAUAGCCACCUGUCCCGUCCGGGAGCCUUGCAGGCUGGAGGGCGGCUGGAGAGCCGCGGCGCCCGGCGGCGACGUGGGCGCUGCGGGCCGGGACACCGGCGGUGCCCACCAACCGCUGCGCCCCGGGACCGCCAGCAUGAGCAAGCCCGCCGGAUCAACAAGCCGCAUUUUAGAUAUCCCCUGCAAAGUGUGUGGUGACCGCAGCUCCGGGAAGCACUACGGGGUCUACGCUUGCGACGGCUGCUCCGGGUUCUUCAAGAGGAGCAUCCGAAGGAAUAGGACCUAUGUCUGCAAGUCCGGAAACCAGGGAGGAUGCCCGGUGGACAAGACACACAGAAACCAGUGCAGGGCGUGUCGACUAAAGAAGUGUUUGGAAGUCAACAUGAACAAAGAUGCGGUGCAGCAUGAGCGGGGGCCUCGGACGUCCACCAUCCGCAAACAGGUGGCCCUCUACUUCCGUGGACACAAGGAAGACAACGGGGCCGCUGCACACUUCCCCUCUGCAGCGCUGCCAGCUCCCGCUUUCUUCACUGCAGUCACGCAGCUGGAGCCGCACGGUCUGGAGUUGGCCGCAGUGUCUGCCACCCCCGAACGGCAGACCCUCGUGAGCCUGGCUCAGCCCACGCCCAAGUACCCCCAUGAAGUGAACGGGACCCCGAUGUAUCUUUAUGAAGUGGCCACAGAGUCCGUGUGCGAGUCAGCCGCCAGGCUUCUCUUUAUGAGCAUCAAGUGGGCAAAGAGUGUCCCGGCCUUUUCCACCUUGUCAUUGCAAGAUCAGCUGAUGCUUUUGGAAGACGCGUGGAGAGAACUGUUUGUUCUAGGAAUAGCACAAUGGGCCAUUCCGGUUGAUGCUAACACUCUACUGGCUGUAUCUGGCAUGAAUAGUGACAACACAGAUUCCCAGAAGCUGAACAAAAUCAUAUCUGAAAUACAGGCUUUGCAGGAGGUGGUGGCGCGGUUCAGACAGCUCCGAUUAGACGCCACUGAAUUUGCCUGUCUGAAAUGCAUUGUCACUUUCAAAGCUGUUCCUACACACAGCGGUUCUGAACUGAGAAGUUUCCGGAAUGCUGCCGCCAUUGCUGCUCUUCAAGAUGAAGCUCAGCUAACUCUCAACAGCUACAUCCACACCAGAUACCCCACGCAACCCUGCCGCUUUGGGAAGCUCCUGUUGCUUUUACCAGCUUUACGUUCAAUUAGCCCAUCCACCAUAGAGGAAGUAUUUUUCAAAAAGACCAUCGGCAAUGUGCCCAUUACAAGACUGCUUUCAGAUAUGUACAAGUCCAGUGACAUCUAAGCUCUUCAUCACCCGCUUUCCAAGGUGGGACAGUAGCGGACAGAUUUCUGCCUUGCAGGACAAGCCUCAACUAACAAACCCUCCUGGAAGGAGAAACCUGGAGAAAACAAUGCCAGUGGACACAGAACACUAGCUAUGACCUGCUGCUCCGCGGAAGUGGGGUGGCUGGAAAGGCCGUGGUACACACACUGUUGCCAUGCCCUGGGGUGGGCGACCUGGGGCCACCACAGGCCACGCCAGUCGUUCUGCCUCUGACCCGGAAGAUCCAGCUGAACUCUUCCAAGUGGAAAGACAAGUCCCACUUCCUUUUCCCUUUUAGCACACGAAGUCAGCUGAUCAACAAUAGCUUUGUGUAACAUCAUCCUGCGGCCUUCAGAACUCGGUCGGGUUGGAGCGUCUACUUUAAAAAUAAUGCUUAGGUUUUAAAUCAAAAGUAUUAUCAAAAAAAUUCCCUUCUAUCAUAAUACUUCAUUAAGUGGCCUUCAGAACCAAGUGAGUAAGUGAAACGUAGCUUAUGCUGUGUAAUCCCCCCUCCCCCUCCCCUGUUCCGUUCUUUCUCCUUCUUUUCUUAGCACCACGGGCCAGGCAACCUCAUCAAAGGAACAGAUGACCAAAAGGAGUUUCCCACCAAGACUUCUGGUUGGACAGCAUCUCAAAGCAGAAGACCUCUACAGAAAGAACCUUAGUCCGGGCAGGAGAACUCCAAACAGCAAAACCAAAUCCAGUGGAGCCAGGAGACUGGUGAGGCUGGUCGCUGUCCCGCCACCACAGUGCUGAAGCCCAAGGCUGCAGGGACAGCAAGUCACACCAGAGGGUACAUGAACAUGCAAGCCAGAAGGAACUUCAAGGAGGUGCAUGCUAAACAGGUUCCUGACCAUUCCGUUGCUAACAGCCUGGGACUCUAGAAUGCCUUUCAGAAAAUCCUGGUUUCUAAUAAAGCUUCAAAUGCAUAUACACACACACACACACACCCCACAUCGUCCUACACACUACGCUGCUCCUUGGGUAUGAAUCUAUACUUACGGAAAUGUAGAAACAACCCUUUUUAAAUAGCUGCUGUCCUUUUCACAUUUAUUAGGUACUAGCACCAAGGGGAGGGGGGAAAUUCAGCACUUGGACUAGCAUAGGAUGAGUCGAACUUCUCUUGUACAAAGUGAAUUAACUAAUUUGUGAAGUUAAAAGGUUGUACUCAUUGUAUUUACAAAGAAUAAAAAUAUAUUGAAUUUAA
Microtus oregoni (creeping vole) is the source of this 3030-nucleotide messenger RNA. RefSeq names its product nuclear receptor subfamily 2 group E member 1 (gene Nr2e1). The record is from RefSeq and is a predicted model, not a curated record. Lineage: Eukaryota; Metazoa; Chordata; Mammalia; Rodentia; Cricetidae. The coding region runs from base 645 to 1802 and encodes 385 amino acids. Gene Ontology annotation, biological process: negative regulation of transcription by RNA polymerase II; cell differentiation; anatomical structure development. The transcript is spliced from 9 exons. Gene Ontology annotation, molecular function: zinc ion binding; RNA polymerase II cis-regulatory region sequence-specific DNA binding; nuclear receptor activity.